GACCCAAAAAAGGUAGUACAGUACAACUUUCUUCCUUCCAUUUCCCAUUCCCAAGGUCUACUGCAUCAUUAAAUCUUGUACGGCCAUGAUGGAAACGUGUCAUCCAUUCAUUGGCUAUCACUCAAAUCAUUCUUAGCGGGGUUUUUUUUCUUCUUUUAUCAGACCACCUCUCCCUACCAGGGGCCUUCUCCCUUGUACUGCUAGCUACUCUAACUCCACCCUUCUCCUUCUCUCUCUCUCUAUCACACACCUCAUUCCGUGUAUCUGUGUGUGUUUCUGGGACUCAACUGAAAAGGGUUUCUUGAAUUUUGCCACCCCAAACAAGAUCAGGGUCUUUAAUUGUCUGCCAAGAAUGGUGGCAAAGGCUGAGAAAACUGGUGGUGGAGAGGCGGCCGCGGCUGUUGAGUCGGUGGAUGUGGCAGCGUCAAACCAUCAAUCACGUCGGAGAAGAAGCUACAAGAAACCAUCAUGGCUUCUCUGCGCCAUUGCUGAUAUGGAUGAGAGGAUGAAGAUGCUGACGAGGAAGAUACCUAAAGAACACAGUGGUGACAGUUUUGCUGCAAGGGCCAAUUCUUACUACCACGAGCGCCCUCAGCUGCUGGGAUUACUCCAUGAUUUGUAUAACGGUUACCUCUCUUUGGCAGACCGUUACUGCCAGGCACUUGCCAAGAGCAACCAGCACCAAAAUCCCAGCUACAGCAGAUGCUGUUCCCCAAUUCCAAUCUUGAACUUCGAUGAAACCAGUCAGCUUGAUGAAGGAGACACUGGUGAAGUUAUUGACUCUGAUGCUGAGAGUUCACUGUCUUUCCAGCCCCCGACUCCAGCUUCCUUGCAAGCUAAAGAGAUGGAUCCUGAUAUGGUCAUUGCAGAGUUGGUUAUGAAGACGGUAGAGUAUGAUAUUAUUUUGAAUGAGCUUACUGUGGUGGAGAAGCGGUGGGGUGAGUCAUCAAGGAAAAUGGAGCUGCAAAAGAACUUGCUGGAUGUGCUGGAGUCAGAGAGGUUGAUUCUGCUGAAUGACAAUGCGACUUUGGGGUACAGAGUGACAGCAUUGGUGGAGGAGAACAAAGGGCUGGCAUCUGAAUCGUUGUUCUUGAAGAGGAAGGCUGCUGAACUUGCGAGGUGUGUGCUGAAGACAAGGGAGGAUCACAGGGUUUGCAUGCUGAGUAGGAAAAUUCAGGAUCUUCAGGGACAGAUUUACAGCUUGGAGAAGAGGAACAAGGAGUAUUAUGAGCAACUUGUGAAACAAGAAGAGAAGAACAAGUCUAAGGUGAGGAAGAGUAAAGGUGGAGAAGAGGUGAAUUUGGAAGACUGCUUUGAACCAGGAGGUGGCGCUGCCAGUCUGCGUAAAUGCUUUAGCUUCAAUGUGAAAAGGGUUGGUGAUCAGAAUGCAAAUAGUGGGAUUGAAGAAGGUAGAAGGGUUUCUAAGUUGUGGGAUAAGGUCAAGAAGUUGGAUGUGUUCCUCUGUGGCCCUCACUCCAAUCCUGCUAGAUCCUGAGGGGGGGAAAAGACCCUAUCCAAACAAUUUGAAGAUGAAAACAAUCAUAGUAUUUGCUGAUUUAUAUCAAAAUAUGUAAUAUUAGCAAUAUCUGCUCGAAAUCUGAUAUUAAUACAUGCAGAAAUGAAGUCACAUCCUUACUGGCCUUAA
Messenger RNA from Sesamum indicum (sesame), 1645 nucleotides. Its product is annotated as kinase-interacting family protein. NCBI's taxonomy places the organism in Eukaryota, Viridiplantae, Streptophyta, Magnoliopsida, Lamiales, Pedaliaceae. Gene Ontology annotation, molecular function: actin binding. The record is from RefSeq and is a predicted model, not a curated record.